Sinocyclocheilus grahami is the source of this 4792-nucleotide messenger RNA. Its product is annotated as dual specificity tyrosine-phosphorylation-regulated kinase 2. Lineage: Eukaryota; Metazoa; Chordata; Actinopteri; Cypriniformes; Cyprinidae. The transcript has 3 exons. The record is from RefSeq and is a predicted model, not a curated record. Gene Ontology annotation, biological process: peptidyl-serine phosphorylation; peptidyl-threonine phosphorylation. Gene Ontology annotation, molecular function: ATP binding; protein serine/threonine kinase activity; protein serine/threonine/tyrosine kinase activity. The coding region runs from base 274 to 2037 and encodes 587 amino acids. Gene Ontology annotation, cellular component: nucleus; cytoskeleton; cytoplasm.
GAGAGAGAGAAUGCCACGGGCUGUGCAGAAUUUCCUAGGCCCAAAAGUGCGGAGCAGUACAGAGCCAUGCGUGCGUCUUUGUUUGUUUUGCACGUUUCCAAGCGAUGAUAAGGCGAAAUCGGGUAGCGUUUGAUGAAGCAGCCCCUAGAGUUUGCUCGCUCAGGUCUGGAUGUAGCUGAUUGGAGUAGCAGCAGUCAGAGUGGGUGAUCACAGGGAGGAGGGGAGAGACUCUGAAGUGGCUUUUCUGCGCGUGUGUGUGAUUCUCCAGCGGCCAUGUUAACCAAGAAACCCUGCGCUGCUGCUGCUGCUGUCUACCCGAUUGGCAAAGGGGGUGAGAUUUGCCAGCUACAGUCUUCCCCAGGACUGGGCAUCGGGGGUCCCCGAGCUGGAGCAGGGACUGAAGCCGCAUCACCCGUCACAUUACCACCACUCAGGAACAGCAACUCUCUCACGGCUGGAGGCAAUAAGCACACAAUGAAUGACCAUCUGCACAUCGGGAAUCACCAGCAGAUCCACGUUCAACAGCUGUUCGAGGAGAACAGUAACAAACGGACAGUGUUGACUGCACAACCCAAUGGGUUGACAACCGUAGGUCUGGCCAUGCCGGAGAAGCAGCAAGAAAGCAGCCAGUGUCGACAAGGCAGCUCAACUUCCAUCAAAUCAACUGAAAGCAAACCCAAGCCAGCACCUUCGACUCCUGAGCAGGCUAUGAAACAGUACAUGUCUAAGCUUUCAGUGUUUGAACACCAAGAGAUCUUCAGCUACCCUGAGAUCUAUUUUAUAGGUCCAAAUGCAAAGAAAAGACAAGGUGUAGUUGGGGGUUCAAACAAUGGAGGUUAUGAUGAUGAUCAGGGCUCCUACAUUCAUGUGCCCCAUGACCAUAUAGCAUAUAGGUAUGAAGUACUAAAGGUUAUCGGUAAAGGCAGUUUUGGCCAGGUGGUGAAGGCCUACGACCACAAGAUCCACCAGCAAGUGGCCCUGAAAAUGGUACGGAACGAAAAGCGAUUCCAUCGCCAAGCAGCUGAGGAAAUUCGCAUUCUGGAACACUUGCGCAAACAGGAUAAGGACUCCACCAUGAAUGUCAUCCACAUGCUGGAGAACUUCACAUUCCGCAACCAUAUCUGCAUGACGUUCGAGUUGCUCAGCAUGAACCUUUAUGAGCUUAUCAAGAAAAACAAGUUUCAGGGCUUUAGUUUGCCACUAGUGCGCAAGUUUGCACACUCCAUCUUGCAGUGUCUCGACUCCUUGCACAAGAACAGAAUCAUUCACUGCGACCUCAAGCCUGAGAAUAUCCUUUUGAAGCAGCAGGGGCGCAGUGGGAUAAAAGUGAUUGACUUUGGCUCCAGCUGCUACGAGCAUCAACGGGUCUACACUUACAUACAGUCACGCUUCUACAGGGCCCCAGAGGUCAUUCUGGGUGCUCGAUAUGGGAUCCCAAUUGAUAUGUGGAGCUUAGGUUGUAUCUUAGCGGAAUUACUUACAGGGUACCCUCUCUUGCCUGGAGAAGAUGAAGGGGACCAACUAGCAUGUGUCAUAGAGCUGCUGGGUAUGCCCUCCCAGAAGCUACUGGAUUCAUCUAAGAGAGCCAAAAAUUUUGUCAGUUCAAAGGGAUACCCCCGUUACUGCACAGUCACGACCUUACCUGAUGGCUCAGUGGUGUUGAAUGGGGGAAGAUCACGUAGGGGUAAGCUCAGAGGUCCACCAGGCAGCAGGGACUGGGUGACAGCACUUAAGGGCUGUGACGACCCCCUCUUCUUGGACUUUCUCAAACAGUGUCUAGAGUGGGACCCAUCCCUGCGCAUGACUCCUAGUCAGGCCCUCCGCCACCCAUGGCUCAGAAGACGCUUGCCAAAACCUCCCACUGGGGAGAAAACCACUGUAAAGCGGCUCAAUGAGGGUACUGGUGCUAUAACUUCAAUCUCCAAAUUACCUCCCCCUUCUGGCUCAGCCACAAAAUUAAGGACUAACCUGGCACAAAUGACUGAUGCCAAUGGGAAUAUACAACAAAGGACAGUGUUGCCAAAAUUAGUUAGCUGAACACUAAUUUCUUUUUUUCUUUGAAAUUACAAUAUUGGAAAUUGUGCAAAGCUGAGCAUUCAGAAGUGUGGCAUUUUUAGGAAUAAGAGUCGUUAACGCAUAUCCACCAUUUAUGAACUGCUUCGUAGCACCUUUAGUUGGAUUUUUUUCUAGGAAAGCUCAAAUGGCCAAGAAAGGGGGAACAACACUUUUAAGUUUUUAUCUCAGGGCUGUGUUGAAUGCUGCUUUGAAUGAGCAUUCAUACACUCUGGUCUAUAAUAACAAAAAGUCCCACAUGGUUUAAUACCUAAUCUUGUAGCAUAAAAAGUAAAUGGCCUUGCUACAAUGAAGUAAUGGUAGGAUACAUUGUUUUGUGUGCUUCUGAAAUUUUAAUCACCACCCUCAGAUCCUGUCAGAUAAAUAGUGCGUUAAUGGCUGAGGAUUCAAAAUGCAUUUUACUAAAAGCUAUGUGAUCUGAGGCUUGUUGCAUUUCCCAGCAUCAUUGUUGUCAAUAUCAAGAAUAGAGAACAUACUAUGGUAAGAGAAACCGGUCAUAAUGGGGAGUGGAUGUUGCAGACUGUUAUGAGGUAGCAGAAAUAAACAAUGUUUACAUGAUAGAUUUGGUUUGUGCCUAUAAAUCUCUUGACAUUCCUUAAAGAAAUUAAAUGAGGAAAAGAGAGAGUGUCUAGAGUGGUCUACACUACAGUAGAUUCAUGGCAAAUUUAAAGGAAUUUAUGUGGUUUGAUAGAAACAAUACUGUUCUCAGUAGUACUUGACAGGUGUACGUUAAUGUAAUUAUAAGCUAUUUGCUGGAAGAGUUGCUUUUACAGGAAGUACUGUCCUGGAAGGAAAAAAAUGGUGCUUUACCUUUUUUAUUUAUAAAUUUUUUAUAGCUUGAAACUUAAUGCUCGUGGAUCAAAACAGUGUUGUGUAAUUACAAUGAGCGAAGACUGGUUAGUUUGCAAGUUAGAGUCUAGAUAUAUUUUUGUCUCUAAAGUGAAUGCUUUUUUACAUUGACUAGGACUAAGAAUUGAAGAAUAGGAAGGCAGGACAUUGCAUUUACCUGAAUGCAAGCAAGUAACGAUGCUAAUAAAGAUAAAUAUUUUAGGUGGACAAUGUUAUGGCAGAGCAUGACACGUGAUUCAAAUCUUGAAUCAAAUUUAUAACCACUAAUACAGAUGGCUACAUUGCAUACCCUCAUAUUGUUACAUAAUCAUUGUGUGGACUUGCUAAUAUUAGGCCAAAGUUAAAAUUCUAAAAGGUUGUUCCCUUUUUUAACAAUAAAUAAUUAAUAACACGUUUUCCCCAAAUCCUGAACAGUUGGAUUUGAAAAAAAAAAGGCUGGCAACUUUUGUAGCAUUUAUGACAUGGAAAGAAUAAUUCGACUGACUUGGGUGUAAAAGCUUAAUAAGUUUAUUUCAUUUUAUUGUGUCAAUGAAGAGCUAACAUAGGUGGAACCAGUGGCCUGAAUGUGGCUUGUAUAUCAAUUGAGUGAUUUAUGGUGUAAUGCACAAAGAAAUAUAUCUGCCACUACUUUGAAAUCCUACUCUAGCAGGAGGUAGUCCUGCUUACAUUCAAGCAGUCACGGAUUGUUGGGGUGUGGAUGUGGGUCAAACUAUGGGCUGUCAGGGAGACCAGCAAAGCUGUAAUGCUCAUGUUGAUCCCUCACCCCCCCCCCACUGGAGACUGACACAGUGCCCUCCAGGCCUACUGCACAGGGGUUUGGGCCCCUUUGGACACCCAUAGUGCUUUAUAGAUACAGAAGUUACCUGCUAACAUCAGCAGGCAUUUCACAAUGUACUUUACACUUUUUUUUAUUGUUCUGUGAAUUGACAGCAGUGUGGAAUAAUUGUGCCCUUAGGUUUAAUACAAUGUGCCUUUGGUUAUCAAUGCCAUUCAUUUUAUUUCAAACAACGAUUCUCCCUUCCAUUUACUUUGAAAGACUCAUGGUGAUUCUCUUGCACAUGUUUGAGCAUCGCCCAAAGAUACUUCCCAAACCUCAUUAAAUGGGACUUGGGAAUAAGUGGCCGCACAGUUGAUGUUGUACAUGCAGUUUGGACACUCAAUGUUUUUUAUACUAUGAUUUGAGAGGAGAAAUAACAUUUGGGCCCUUUUCCAACAGGGAUGUCUUAGUAAAAGACAACAAUUACUACAGUGACAUAGAACAAGUGUCUUCAGCACUGCAUUCAUGUUGUCUUAACAUCGAAGUAUUUGAGGAGAUACAUUUGGUUAAUUUUAUUACAAUAGAAAUAAGAACACAUUUUAAUAUUUUACCUCAGACUGUUGUAAUAUUCUUGUACUUUAUGAAUCCAGGGCAUUUGGUACAUACCAAAGUGCAUUCCUUUCUGUGUUAGUGGCUAUGAGGGAAAAGAAGCCAGAAUUUCCCUUUUUACCUGAUCAAGAGGCCAUCAAGCCACUUAAGGGUAUGUCUUGAAAUUGAUAAUCCUCUGUGGAGAGGCAAUGAUAGGGGAAGGAUGCUUGAGCUUUAUUAGACAGUCACAUCACUUGUUAAAAUGUCUGUCAGAUGUAGCAUACCUCCAAACCUCUGUUACUUAACAUGGUUGGAUGUAUCUCCAGAGCAGUGAAAACUGCAACAAGAAAUCCACAGUGAGUCAGUUGUCAUCCCAGUGUGCAAUACAGUGGUAGCAUUGUUGAGGAAAAUCAAACUACAUGGCUGAAAGUUACAUUUUAAAACAAUGUGCUUUUUACGAUUUUUAAAUGUAUGCCCUAAAUCUUGAAUCUAGCUACCCACUGUCAACUUCGGUCAGUUCUUUUU